UCCGGGUUCGAGAAGCCGAGCUGCCUGAGGAAGCUGCGAGUGCCGGGCGGCCGCUGGCAUGGACGCUGCGGAAGUGGAGUUUCUGGCCGAGAAGGAGCUGGUUACCAUCAUCCCCAACUUCAGCCUGGACAAGAUCUAUCUCAUCGGGGGGGACCUGGGCCCGUUCAGCCCUGGCCUGCCGGUGGCCGUGCCCCUGUGGCUGGCGGUGAACCUGAAGCAGAGGCAGAAGUGCCGGCUGCUGCCCGCCGAGUGGAUGGACGUAGAAAAGUUGGAGAAGAUGAGGGAUCAUGAGCGAAAAGAGGAAACUUUUACCCCUGUGCCCAGCCCUUACUACAUGGAACUCACCAAACUCCUGCUCAAUCAUGCUUCAGAGGAUAUCCCCAAAGCAGAUGCGAUCCGCACCCUGAUCAAGGAUCUGUGGGACACGCGCAUAGCCAAGCUCCGGGUGUCUGCUGAUAGCUUUGUGCGGCAGCAGGAGGAACAUGCCAAGCUGGAUAACUUGACUUUGAUGGAGAUCAAUACCAGCGGGGCCUUUCUCACCCAAGCACUCCAUCAUAUGCACAAGCUCCGUACAAACCUCCAGCCUUCUGAGAGUGCCCCAUCUCAGGACUUUUAGAGGAAGGCCUGUGGUUGGCAAGAUUUAUCCUGUCUGGCAGCAAACUGCUGGGUGGAGGCUGGUGACAUGAUGGAGGUACUUGUGUAUCUGGAGUUCUGGAAACAUUUUUAAAUGUAUGAACAAUGCUUGAACAGGUGCCGAGACUGGAUCUGUAACAUUGGUGAGAAGCAAAUUUGUGAUUAGUUCUCAAAACUGAACACCCCUGAGCUGGGCAUGGCGGUGCAUGUCUGCGAUUCCAGCAACUUGGGAGGCUGAGGCAGGCAAAUUGUAAAUUCCAGGCCAGCCUCAUCAAUUUAGUGAGGCCCU
Messenger RNA from Marmota flaviventris (yellow-bellied marmot), 922 nucleotides. It is a transcript of the gene Gins2, whose product is annotated as GINS complex subunit 2. Gene Ontology annotation, biological process: double-strand break repair via break-induced replication; DNA replication. Lineage: Eukaryota; Metazoa; Chordata; Mammalia; Rodentia; Sciuridae. Gene Ontology annotation, cellular component: nucleus; GINS complex. The record is from RefSeq and is a predicted model, not a curated record.